Messenger RNA from Protopolystoma xenopodis, 378 nucleotides. NCBI's taxonomy places the organism in Eukaryota, Metazoa, Platyhelminthes, Monogenea, Polystomatidea, Polystomatidae. The record is from the annotation of a GenBank genome assembly.
GCUGGACAAGACCUACGACUUCCUAUCGCCUGGUUCGGCCACCCGCCCCCGGUAGCCACUUGGUUAUUUGAUAAUAACGACAUCACAACACAGCUCGGAAGCCAGGCGAUUACAACUACAGAACCUGGUCCACCCCCCUUGGUUAAAGGGAGUGGCAACGGAUUGGAGCAGGCUCCAUGUGGGACCUCUGUAUUGACUGUCUCCAAAGUACGCCGAAAAAACACUGGACGCUAUACGGUUCAACUGAAAAAUCAGUUGGGACAGAUUUCAUCAAGUUGCAAUGUCCAAGUUCUUGGUGAGCCAGUUGUAAAGGAUUAUAUUAUAUUUCCUGUUCAAUUCUUCCUAACUUAUCUGUUUAGAGAACUGAUCAAGAUGUAG